This is a messenger RNA of Salvelinus namaycush (lake trout), 742 nucleotides long. RefSeq names its product catechol O-methyltransferase domain-containing protein 1-like. The coding region runs from base 78 to 596 and encodes 172 amino acids. The record is from RefSeq and is a predicted model, not a curated record. Gene Ontology annotation, molecular function: S-adenosylmethionine-dependent methyltransferase activity; O-methyltransferase activity. NCBI's taxonomy places the organism in Eukaryota, Metazoa, Chordata, Actinopteri, Salmoniformes, Salmonidae. The transcript has 5 exons.
UAAAUAGUAGACCCACAUUCCCUCAAUACAGUCUCUUUGGUGUUCACUCUAUAUAGCUGAAUAGACACACUUCCAAAAUGGCUCCAGAUAUCAAGAUGUAUUUCUGCAUUCAGCUUGUUCUUGCACUAACAGGCACAGGAAUUGGAUCUGCCCUGCCAGGUAAGAGCCACAGUGGAGGGAAGAACGACCCAGUGCUGCAGUAUGUCGUGAACAACUCACUGAGAGAACAUCCUGUCAUGACCAAACUCAGACUGGCCGGAGUCGAGGAUAAAAUUAAUGUCCGUCUUCAAAUGUGUAUAAAAACACUGGAUGAGUUGAUAGCUGCUGGGGAAGCUGGCACCUAUGACUUUGUGUUCAUCGAUGCGGACAAACGGAACUAUGACAGAUAUUACGAGAAGUCUCUUGAGCUUGUGAGACAAGGGGGCAUCAUUGCCAUUGAUAACGUACUCUGGAGUGGUAAAGUGGUGGACCCUGCUCCUGAUGACCUGACCUCCCAGGCUCUGGACAAGCUCAACAAGAAACUCCACACGGACCAGAGGAUCGAUCUGAGCAUGCUCACUGUGGGCGACGGACUCACCCUGGCCAUCAAACGCUAACGAUAACCCAUGCUAACUCAUACUAACCUGUGAUGACAAAUGCUUAACCCAUGCUUACUCCAAACCAACUGUGAUUUAUUGGGGAUUUAUUUGAGAUGUGGUAAACAUGAAGGGCUGGAAUAAAUAGAUGCUAUUUUCAACAAGUA